Molecule: messenger RNA, 3162 nt
Organism: Engraulis encrasicolus (European anchovy)
Lineage: Eukaryota; Metazoa; Chordata; Actinopteri; Clupeiformes; Engraulidae
Exons: 1
Coding region: 1-3162 (1053 amino acids)
Biological process (GO): DNA integration
Molecular function (GO): nucleic acid binding
Source: RefSeq, a predicted model, not a curated record
AUGUCCAAUGGAAAGGGACAAAAGGACUUUCAAAAAGGACAGAAAAGCUGUGGGCGGUGUGGAAAAGGGCCGCCACACUCCCUGAACAACUGCGCUGCACGAGAUGCUGAGUGCAGGAAAUGUAGGAAGAGGGGGCAUUUUGCAGCCGUUUGCAAGUCGGGCAGAGUCGGUGCAGUGCUGGAGGCAGAGGAAGAGGGGACACUUUUCCUGGGUGCAGUGUCCACAGGGAGGAAACCUGCAUGGACGAAAACACUGAAAGUGAAUGGACAGGCACUUACCUUCAAGCUGGAUACAGGUGCGGACGCAACCGUCAUCCCAAGCGCUGCCUACUCCGAGAGACUGCAUGGCCCACUCACCAAAGCAUCCAUACCACUGUGUGGACCCAGCAACGAACCACUUCAGGUCAGAGGUCAGUUUAAUGCAGUAAUGACAUACAAAGACAGGACAACAGUACAGCCUGUCUAUGUGGUGCAAAAGCUAGCAACACCACUGCUGGGUCUGCCAGCCAUUUCAGACCUGAAAUUGAUUCAUGUAGUGGACAGUGUAGUUGAGUCUGAGAAUGACAUGAAGAAACAGUACUCCGAGGUCUUCACAGGACUGGGCUGCCUCACAGGAGAGUACAAAAUCAAAUUAAAGGACAACGUUAAGCCCUUUGCACUGUCGCUACCACGUCGUGUACCUCUGCCACUGCACGACAAGGUCAAGGAGGAGCUCCAGAGAAUGGAGAAAAUGGGUGUGAUCGUGCCCAUAGAGGAGCCUACAGAUUGGUGUGCGGGCAUGGUCGUGGCUCCGAAGCCCAACGGGAAAAUCAGGAUCUGCUCCGACAUGACUCGCCUGAACGAGUACAUCUGCAGAGAGAGACACAUCCUGCCAGCUGUCGACGAGACCCUGGCCAAGCUGGCUGGGGCCACGGUGUUUUCGAAGCUGGAUGCUACAGCUGGAUUCUGGCAGGUACCCCUACAUCCACAAUCAGUCCCACUCACUACAUUCAUCACGCCAUUCGGGCGAUACUGCUACAAGAGACUGCCAUUCGGCAUAUCGUCAGCACCUGAGCACUUCCAAAAACGGCUGACACAGAUGCUGACAGGGCUAGAAGGGACUGUAUGCCAUGCUGAUGACAUCCUGGUCUUCGGGUCAACUCGAGAGCAACAUGACCAGAGGCUGCACAGGGUGUUGGGGCGGCUCCAGGAACAGGGGCUGACACUGAACAGUGAAAAGUGCCAGUUCGCCGUCAGCGAGGUGGCGUUCCUGGGCCACAUCGUCGGCGAGAGGGGCAUACAAGCAGAUCCAGCAAAGAUAAAAGCCAUCACAGAGAUGCCCACCCCCAAGGAUGCUGCGGACGUCAAAAGGUUUGUGGGCAUGGUCAACUACGUGGGCAAGUUCUCCCCACGUAUAGCACAGCUCACUCAGCCACUUAGAGACCUGCUCAAAUCCGACACAGACUGGGUGUGGGGCAGUGCACAGCAGAGAGCAUUCGACGAGCUGCGCAGAGAACUCAGCUCGCCAACAGUCCUGGCCCAGUACUGUCUGCACCGAGAGACUAUAGUAGCAGCAGAUGCUUCAUCCUUUGGGCUAGGGGGAGUAUUAUCACAGAAGCAGCAGUCUGGAGAGUGGAGGCCAGUAGCCUUCAUAUCUCGCAGCAUGACAGACACGGAGCGUAGAUACGCCCAGAUAGAGAAGGAAGCGCUGGCGCUGACCUGGGCGUGCGAGCGUUUUCAGUCUUACCUGAUAGGGAAGGACUUUUUAAUACAGACUGAUCACAAACCUCUGAUUUCCCUGCUGGGCAGUAGGGCAUUGGAUGACCUACCACCCCGCAUCCUGAGAUUCAGGCUGCGGCUGCUUCGCUUCACAUACACGAUCGAGCACGUGCCUGGAAAGAAGCUGGUCACAGCGGACGCGCUCUCCAGGGCACCCAUCCAAGCGCCGCCUACGCCAGAGGACAAGCAGCUGGAGGAGGAUGUGUGUGUCUCCAUCAACACCAUCAUGGAGCACCUGCCAGCAUCAGAGCAGAGGUUAGUGCAGAUCAGAGCGGCACAAGAUGCAGAUGAUGUGUGUAAAAGACUCAAAUGUAUGGUGCAAACAGGUUGGCCCCGGAACAAAAAGGCACUUCCACCACAACUGCAGCUGUACUGGCAGUACCAACAGGACCUGCUGGUGGCAGACGGACUGCUGAUGAAAGGCGAAAGACUCGUCAUCCCAGCCACACUGCAGGAGGAAAUGCUGGCCAAGAUCCAUGAGGGUCACCAAGGUAUGACAAAGUGUGUGGCCAGAGCGCAGCACUCAGUGUGGUGGCCAGGUCUGUCCAAACAGAUCAAGGAGAGGGUGGGAAACUGUGAAACGUGCGCACAGGAGGCCCACAAUGCACCAGAGCCACUGCUGACAACUCAGCUGCCAGAGAGGCCAUGGCAGCGUGUGGCAGUGGAUCUUUUUCAGUGGGAAAAUGCAAUGUAUCUCCUGUGCAUAGACUACUACUCACGCUACAUAGAAGUGGCAAAUCUAACCUCCACCACCACAGCUCACGUGACAGGCAAGCUGAAGGCGAUCUUUGGCCGUCACGGUGUCCCAGAGACCGUUGUCAGUGACAACGGCCCCCAAUUUUCUGCAGCGGAGUUUGCAGCCUUCGCCAGAGACUACGACUUCGUACACACAACCAGCAGUCCCCGCUACCCUCAAAGUAACGGAGAGGCUGAGAGGGCGGUGAGGACGGUGAAAUCGCUUCUGAAGAAGGGAGAAGAUCCCCACAAGGCGCUCAUGGCCUACAGGGCCACUCCGUUGGCGCACGGCUCGUCCCCGGCACAGCUGCUGAUGGGCCGCAACAUCAGGACGCCCUUGCCGGUCAGCGAGGGGAAACUUCAACCGGCGUGGCCUGACCUGCAGGCCUUCAGAAGGAAAGACCAGGAGGUAAAAGAGCAACAGGCCUCCUGGUACAACAAAAGACACAACACAAAGGCAAGACCAGCACUCAGGCCAGGACAAAAGGUCUGGGUGAAGAACUCAAAAGAGACAGGUACGGUGAGUGGUCCAGCUCAGACACCCAGGUCAUACAACAUUGACCUGCCCUCAGGCACCCUGAGGAGAACCCGAUCUCAUAUCAGGGUCGUUCCACAACCAGAGACAAGAGUGGGCCGGACCAUCCGACCACCAAACAGACUGAACCUGUAA